CUAAAUUCAUCCUGCUGGAAUCCGUGAAGAAGAGCGGGCGCAGUACAUGCGCUUACCUGAUUGAUAUUUUACGCGUUUGACUGCUUGUAUUAAAACGUUAUUACUGGAUUAAUAUAUCAACGUGAAACAAUGAACAAUUUCCUGAAUAAGGUUUUUCUUCUUCAAAAAACACGGGCGCUGGUGUGUGCAGCAUCAUCGGUCCCAAGUCAAGUGUUAACUACGCAGAUGCCGUUGGGUGUUUUGCUGCCUAACAGACAGUAUAGAUCAAUGCCCACACAUGGGAUUGGAAGAUACAGACAUCUUCUUCCAAAAGUUUUGCCAAAGAAGAAGAAGGACAAAAUUCAGGCAAAGCAGAUUAAAGAAGCGACCGCCACAGAGUUUGGUGUGCUUAAUGUGUGUGUUUCCGGAUAUGACAUGACUCUAGUGGAACAUUAUUCCCAGUACAUCCACAAUCUCUGCAGUCACUUGGACAUCAAAGUCGAUGAUAGCUUUGCCCUGCCUACGAAAAGCACAGAGGUCAUGGUGAUGCAGGAGCAAGGCACAAAGAUGUAUGUAGAUGGAGUCCUGAAAACCCAUGAGCGUGUUGUUCAGAUCAGUGAAAUGAAGGCAACACUUUUUCCCAUACUUGCGGAAGUUCUUAUGAAAAACCAGCCUGAGGGAGUGCAACUCUGUGUAAAGCAGCACAAGGAAGCAGAUUAUCAAGCCCGGUUCAAAACAAGACCUGAGCUUGAGGGGCUUAUUGCAAAAAUUAAUAAUUAAUGUAUUAUUUAAAAAUGUUUUUCACAUUAAAUAAAGUGUGUUUUUACAUGACAGACA
Molecule: messenger RNA, 816 nt
Organism: Pimephales promelas (fathead minnow)
Lineage: Eukaryota; Metazoa; Chordata; Actinopteri; Cypriniformes; Leuciscidae
Gene: mrpl48
Product: mitochondrial ribosomal protein L48
Cellular component (GO): mitochondrial ribosome
Source: RefSeq, a predicted model, not a curated record